AUGCAUUUCAUCGGAGCCGCUACUCUUCUCUCGCUCAUUGCCGCAGUCUCGUCUGCUCCAGCUCCAGCACCGGUCCCACCCAGUCGAUUCGCAACAGGCACCGCCUUCUGGCCGUCCUUCAAGAUAGACGGCUUUGACCAAGCUGCCGUCACAUACUACGGUUACUUCUACCUCGGUAAAGAUACUUCCACCGUCGGUUGUGAUCCUAAAAUCGAGGCCGAAGAUAAAGAAAAGGGUACAAAGAAAUGUGACACCAUGGGAUCCUCACACUGGGUAAUCUGGUACGCCGGCACAGCGAUCCUCGACGUUUCGGUUCCAGGCGGUCAAAUGCUCUACAUCGACCCAAGCGGUGCGUUGAGAUAUACAGCUCCAGGGAAACCAACGCCCCCUCUUGAUGCCGAAAUCAGGGGUUUCAGGGUUAGACAGGAUCCGACGGACAAGAAAUUGUAUUUCUAUCAUACUCGAGGAUCAUUUGUGGCUUGUCCUGAGGGUGCAGCGGGUUCGGGUGUUUAUAAGCUCUUUGUGGAUACUAAGGAUAAGAUGUUGGAGAGAGAGAAGAAAUGUGUACCGGUUCCUGGAUCUGGGAGACCUACUGGGAUUAGUGGGGCUAAUUGGUAUAGUUAUUUGACUGAACCUAAGAAACAGGGAAAGAGGAGCUAA
Messenger RNA from Orbilia oligospora ATCC 24927, 660 nucleotides. RefSeq lists its product as uncharacterized. Lineage: Eukaryota; Fungi; Ascomycota; Orbiliomycetes; Orbiliales; Orbiliaceae. The coding region runs from base 1 to 660 and encodes 219 amino acids. The transcript has a single exon. The record is from RefSeq and is a predicted model, not a curated record.